Acanthamoeba castellanii str. Neff is the source of this 1848-nucleotide messenger RNA. Its product is annotated as CYP, putative. The annotation marks the transcript as partial. The transcript has 8 exons. Lineage: Eukaryota; Discosea; Longamoebia; Acanthamoebidae. The record is from RefSeq and is a predicted model, not a curated record. Gene Ontology annotation, biological process: protein folding; protein peptidyl-prolyl isomerization. Gene Ontology annotation, molecular function: protein binding; peptidyl-prolyl cis-trans isomerase activity.
AUGGAAGGUGCGGGCAAGCGAAAGCGUAACGAUGUCGAAGGAGAGGACAAGGAAAAGGAAGCAGGCCCGAACCAUGCCACCAAGGAGGGCAAUGAGGAGGUAGCGCCCCACGCCAAGCAGCCCAAGAUGGACCCCUCGCCCGCUCCUGCCGUCGGUCCACCGCGACCCACUGGCGAAGCCUCAAGCGCUAAGAAGCAGAAAAAGAAGAAAGUGUUGCAGUUCGAGCAGCUCUACCUGCAGAGGCUUCCCUGCGCGGAAAUGUACGAAAAGAGCUACAUGCACCGCGACCAUGUCACGCACACGGCAAUAUCGCGCAAGGACUUUUUCAUCACGGCCAGCAAAGAUGGGCACGUCAAGUUUUGGAAGAAGAAGCCCGAGGGCAUCGAGUUUGUAAAACACUUCCGUGCCCACGUUGGACCCGUGGCGGGCUUGGCGGUGAGUCGCGACGGGACACUGUUGUGCACCAGCUCGCUCGACAAGACUCUCAAGAUAUUCGACAUCACCGGCUUUGACAUGAUCAAUAUGAUCUCGCUGCCCUUCGUGCCGGGGGUGUGCGAGUGGGUAACGCAGAGGGCAACGGGGCGGCCUCUCCUGGCGGUGGCGAGUGCCGAGGGUCCGGAGAUCUACCUGUAUUCGAUCAACCCCGACGUGGUGGACGACGUGCCCACACCCAAGCACGUGUCGAAUGACGCGUUCGAGGCCGUGGUCUCUGUGGACGGCAAGGGCAUGGUGGAGUAUUGGUCGGCGAACGAUUUCGCCUUCCCGAGCAGCACCGUCAAGUUCGCCUACAAGACCGACACCGACCUCUACGAGUUUGCCAAGUGCAAGACACUGCCCGUCUCCCUCGAGUUCAGCCCCGAUGGACGUCUCUUUGCCACCAUGUCGCAUGACAGGCAGGUGCGCAUCUUUAGGUUUCUCACGGGCAAGGUCAGCAGAACCUACAACGAGUCUCUCAGCGUGUUUGUAGACGCGCAGAGGGACGGCUCCUCGCCGUACAGGCUCGACCCCAUCGACUUUGGGCGCCGUGUGGCCGUGGAGAAGUCAUUGGAUGUGGCCAAGGACAAAGCGCCGCCCUCCAACGUCAUUUUCGAUGACAGCGGCAACUUUGUGUUGUAUCCGACAAUGGCUGGCAUCAAGGUGGUGAACCUGGUCACCAACCAGCUGGUCAGGCUCAUCGGCAAGGUGGAGGCGACGGAGCGUUUCCUGGCGAUCGCGCUGUACCAGGGGCGCACGCAGGGGUCGGUCGAGACGGGGGACAUGCGGGCGGAUGCGGAGGAGGAUCCCACGCUGGUGUGCGCUGCGUUCAAGAAGGGCCGCUUCUACCUCUUCAGCCGCCGGGAGCCGGAGGAGGGGGAGGACAUUCUGCACGGCGGGCGGGAUGUUUUCAACGAGCGUCCGCCCAAGGACGAGGCGGUGGCGGCUGCCAAGCCCAUCGCGAGUCACCUGGGGUCGGCGGCGGUCAUCCACACGACGAUGGGCGACAUUCACGUGCAGCUGUUCCCCGUCGAGUGUCCCAAGACCGUGGAGAACUUUGCCACCCAUUCGCGGAACGGCUACUACAACGGUCUCCUCUUCCACCGUGUCAUCCGGGGCUUCAUGGCUCAAACCGGCGACCCGCUCGGUGACGGCACUGGCGGCACCUCCAUCUGGGGUUCCGACUUUGAGGACGAGUUCCACCCCAAGCUCCGCCACGACAGGCCCUUCACCGUCUCCAUGGCCAACGCUGGACCCAACACCAACGGCUCCCAGUUCUUCAUCACCACCGCCGCCAUCCCUCGCCUAGACGGCAAGCACACCGUCUUUGGCCGCGUCACCAGGGGCUCCGAGGUCGUGCUCGCCCUCGAGAAG